CUCUAUGGUGAUUUUACGGGCUCGGAGGUACGGGUCUUGCGCAAAGCUGCUGCAGCAGCCGCUGCGGCCGGAGCGUAGCCAUCCCCGCCUCCUCCAAAAGGGCCGCCACAACAGAAGGGACGACAUGAACGCCCGGCCGACCCCGCUGCCUCGAGCGACUCCCUGGCGCUCCCUGCCUUGCCCGCGCACCGAACUCCGCCUCGACCUGGUACUCUGUGGCGGACAGACCUUCCGGUGGUCUGAAACCAGCCCCGGCUACUGGACUGGCGUGCUGGCUGGACGGGUUUGGACCCUCACUCAGUCUGAGGAACAACUCUGGUACACCUUGCAUGAAGAGGAAAAGGAGGAGGGUAGCAGAGAGGAAGAAUGCCUCUCCGAACCCCCCCUGAAGAAGAGCAGGAAGCAAACACAUCCUGACCCUAGUCGUGCUGGGACCAGCGAACGUUCGGGCAGCCAUUUGUCAGGAGAGCUGGCUCGGGGAAUAGAUGGGUUGACUCCUUCGCAGAUCCUCCAGGACUAUUUCCAGCUACAUGUAAAUGUAUCUGCCUUAUACCAGGGUUGGUCUUUCGUUGACUCGCACUUCCGGGAAGUAGCCGUUAAAUUCCCAGGCGUAAGGGUGCUGCGGCAGGACCCAGUGGAAUGCCUCUUCUCCUUUAUCUGCACUUCCAACAACCACUUGUCACGCAUCACCAACAUGAUUCAACACUUGUGCCAGGCCUUUGGGCGCCGCCUCUGCCAGCUGGACACCAAGACUUAUCAUGCAUUUCCCUCAUUGCAAGCAAUGGCAGGAGCAGAUACAGAGGCUCGGCUGAGGGACCUGGGGUUUGGUUAUCGGGCACGGUUUAUUAGUGAGAGCGCCCGCGCUGUUCUGAAGACUCUCGGUGGUGCCACCGGCCUACAGCAAUUGCGCACCGUCCCUUAUGAGCAGGCUCGGCACGCCUUGUGCACCCUUCCUGGAGUGGGAGUCAAGGUGGCCGACUGUGUGUGCCUCAUGGCGUUGGACAAAGCUGAAGCCGUACCGGUGGACACCCAUAUAUGGCAGGUUGCCAAACGUUACUAUGGUCAAGAGUUGGGCAUGGGGGCCCGCAGCGUGACGGAGCGUGUCCAUCGAGAGAUUGGGAACUUCUUCCGCAGCCUUUGGGGACCAUAUUCUGGAUGGGCGCAAGCGGUCCUGUUCUGUGCUGACCUAAGGAAGAACCAAGAGUCCUCAGAUCCAGAUGCCAAGCACCGUUGCAUCAAAGUUGCCAGGAGCAGCCAUUCCACCUUGACAUAGUAACCUCUCUUGCAGCUCAACAUUAUUUGUGUGACUGAUUCAGGCAAGCAAGAAGGCCUUCCCUGUUCAGGGCUGGAGCCAGAGGGAAACCACCACGCUAAGAAUAAGGAUUCUGCCUGAGCCGCUGAAAAAGACUGAGGCAGCUGUAUGUUGUGGGGCUCCUCAAACAGCUGCUACUACUUUUCCUUUUUAAUUUUUUUGUCUUUUUCCCACCAGAGUUGCUUGUAGCAUAAGCUUCUCAUGUAGCUGCCAUGUAUUGUAAACAGUAGAAUGUUCCCCCACUUCCUUGUGACUUUUGUAAGUGAAAUAGGCUUGCUGUACAUUAGUAUUGGGCAUCAGGCAGUUUUUCAAGCAGGCCAGACAAGAUUCAUUUGCUCUAAUUCAGGGCCAUCUCGUUAGAAUGUCCCAUGCACAGGUGUUUGGAAAGAGGUGGCAAGUAUCAGCCAGGGCAGUCUGGACUCUCCUGAAUUGCCAGUGAUGUUGCUAACAGUUGUCUGAGGGUAGGCAGGAAUUGGGUGGGCUUUGCCCUGAUCCCCCAAGGAAUUCCAGCUGACACAUUCGGUCUGCUAAAUGUCACCGGUAGCUUAACGGCAUCCCAUCCAAUUAAAACAUAUUCCGCUUUAAAAGGAGGGAGUGGGUUGUAUUGCCAAGUUCUCUUGGUCUCUCAUUUAUAAAACGGUGUAUGUGGAGGUGUCGGUCUGCACACACUCUGUAAUGCUAGAUCCAUUCACAGAGGCUGCUUGUGAUGGGCUCACUUUUUGUGGUAGAUGACGCCUCCAUCAUUUGACUGUUAGCUAAGAAAAGAGGGAUCCCCACAGUUCAAAGUUGGCUACCUCAGGAUGCUAGUGUUUUAGAACAUGUUCAGCCUUUGGCACCAGUUGUAUUAAGACUGCGUCCCAUGGAGUAACUUAAUUCUACCUAACUUAGCUCCAUUGCUUCAGUUUUUCACCCACUUACCUGGAGAAAAGCCCUGUUGAACUUAGAGUGGCUUGCACCUGAGUAGAUGGGUGGGGUUGCCCUAUAAGUGAAGACCACCUCCAGCUGAUUUGUGUUGUGCUGGUGAUCAUAUUCUAAAGGAGGGAACUGGUCAUUGGAGAUAGUGAUGAUUUCCAGGUGGUUUACUGAAAUGGCUACAGUAUUGUGCCAAAACCCAGCAUUAACAGGAAUCUGUUUUAAAAGAUAUUUCGUUUGUCUGAAGUCUAGAGUUAGGUAGAAUUAAGUCUGGUUUGAUGUCUUGAUGCUCAUCUAGUUGCUGAGCAAGCCCCUUAUUCUUGUAAAACAGCCCUCCUCUCUUUUCCACUUAUGUGUUUGCUUAUGUAUAUGUGACUCAACAGCUCCUCCCAUUUUCUUUGCUGCCCCAUGUAUUCAGAAUGCUAAACCUAAUAUUCAAUCCUCUAUAAUACCCUACCUUUUCUCUCCUUCAUUAAUAUUCUCCAUUUCUAUAAUGAAAUUGUAAAUUAGGCUCCUAAACCCAAAUAAUGAGCAUGCUGCAGCCUAGCUGAGCACUUUUCUGGUUUCAGGCAACAUUUCCUUGAAUCUCACUAUCAGAACAGAGACUUUUAAAGUGUGCAACCUGGUCUGGCUGUGGCCUGCUUUUAUUGUGUACUGUUUUAGGAAACCAUUAUAUCGUCUCUGUUACCCAAGCCCACUUCUCUCUUUUGUCUUUGACCUUUUCUAGUGGUUUGGGGCAAAGAUCUACUUAUUUUUAUCCUUUUAUAAAGUGCUUCUAAAGUUAUUUCUAAGUGCUGUAUCAAUCAUAAUAAAACAAUGCUGGUUUGUCCCUUAGGACUCUUCUAGCACUGUUUGUCCCUUCACAUUGGAUCCUAAAAGUGUGCCUACAACCUGAUUGCAUUCAUCUCAGGCAGCCAAUUUAUGGCAGUUUCCCCUUUUUGGGGCCAGCCUUUGACAAACCUGGAGUGGGGCUAGCCUUGCGUGCUUCCUUUUUAAUACAAGAACAAGCAAAAGCGUAGAAACGUUAUGAAGUUCCUCUUGAACCAAGAGGGUGGAAGAAAAGGUCAACAAGACAAAAUUAUGAGCUAUGAGGUUUCAGAUCAGGCAG
Python bivittatus (Burmese python) is the source of this 3332-nucleotide messenger RNA. RefSeq names its product 8-oxoguanine DNA glycosylase (gene OGG1). The record is from RefSeq and is a predicted model, not a curated record. NCBI's taxonomy places the organism in Eukaryota, Metazoa, Chordata, Lepidosauria, Squamata, Pythonidae. Gene Ontology annotation, molecular function: damaged DNA binding; 8-oxo-7,8-dihydroguanine DNA N-glycosylase activity. Gene Ontology annotation, cellular component: nucleus. Gene Ontology annotation, biological process: base-excision repair, AP site formation; nucleotide-excision repair; base-excision repair.